AUGGCACGUGCCAUCGCGGCGGCGCGGCGGACUCCAGCGCGCAUCAUCGAAAGAAAAGCCGCGCCAAGCAAGCGCUCCACCACGACCACCGCCGCCAUGCAGACAUCACGGCUUCCAUUGGGGCGGCAACUGCUGCACGCGCGGACACGCGCGGUACCACGGCCGGUGAGGGCCUUCUCUGCCUCCCCGCCAAGGGGCGUCCGGGAACCGCCUCCGCCGCCGCCGCCGCCUCAGGAUGGGACGACGCACUUUGGCUUCGAGACGGUCGCAGAGGCCCUGAAGGAGCAGCGAGUGCGCGGCGUCUUCUCCUCGGUCGCCUCUUCGUACGACUCGAUGAACGACUUCAUGUCGCUCGGCAUCCACCGCCUGUGGAAAGACCACUUCGUGCGCAACCUCAACCCUGGCCGCAACCCGCUCACAUCCUCGUCCUCGUCUCCAGAUGCCAAGGGCUGGAACAUCCUCGACAUUGCUGGCGGAACCGGCGACAUCGCCUUCCGCAUGCUCGACCACGCCUCGCACAUCAACAAUGACGCCCACACCAACGUCACCGUGGCAGACAUCAACCCGGACAUGCUUGCUGAGGGCAAGAAGCGCAGCCUCCAGACGCCCUAUGCCAGGUCGCCGCGCCUGAGGUUCGUCGAGGCGAACGCCGAGAAGCUCGACAUGAUCCCUGACAACUCGAUCGAUCUGUACACCGUCGCCUUCGGCAUCAGGAACUUCACGCACAAGGAUGUCGCGCUGAAGGAGGCCUUCAGGGUGCUGAAGCCAGGCGGCGUCUUCGCUUGUCUCGAAUUCAGCAAGGUCGAGAACCCCUUAUUCAACGCCGUCUACCAGCAGUGGUCGUUCAACGCGAUCCCCUACAUUGGACAGUUGGUCGCUGGCGACAAGGCCUCGUACCAGUACUUGGUCGAGAGCAUUGCUCGUUUCCCCAGCCAGGAGGAGUUCAGCGGUAUGAUCAGGGACGCUGGCUUCUUGAUACCCGGCAAGGGCUACGAGAACCUGACUGAUGGCAUUGCGGCGAUACACAAGGGCGUCAAACCUGCAUAA
Ascochyta rabiei is the source of this 1047-nucleotide messenger RNA. RefSeq names its product 2-methoxy-6-polyprenyl-1,4-benzoquinol methylase. The transcript is spliced from 2 exons. Lineage: Eukaryota; Fungi; Ascomycota; Dothideomycetes; Pleosporales; Didymellaceae. Gene Ontology annotation, biological process: ubiquinone biosynthetic process. The coding region runs from base 1 to 1047 and encodes 348 amino acids. Gene Ontology annotation, molecular function: methyltransferase activity. The record is from RefSeq and is a predicted model, not a curated record.